This is a messenger RNA of Oryzias latipes (Japanese medaka), 2236 nucleotides long. It is a transcript of the gene slc17a5, whose product is annotated as solute carrier family 17 member 5. The record is from RefSeq and is a predicted model, not a curated record. Gene Ontology annotation, biological process: monoatomic anion transport; transmembrane transport. Gene Ontology annotation, cellular component: apical plasma membrane. Gene Ontology annotation, molecular function: transmembrane transporter activity. NCBI's taxonomy places the organism in Eukaryota, Metazoa, Chordata, Actinopteri, Beloniformes, Adrianichthyidae.
GGGAUCAGCUGACAGUGACGUCAGCGAACAGCAGCGGCUGCUCUUCUGGUUGUGGUUCCACGGUGUUUGCUGUCCGCUGAAGCAUGGCGGCGACACACGGCUCCGACACGGAGGGGGACGGCCUCGAGACCCCGCUGCUGGCGCGCGGGAAGGACGGACGAGUCCCGCGAGCGCCGGCUUGCUGCUCGUCUCGUUACGGCCUGGCGCUGCUCUCCUGCUACGGCUUCUUCGUGGUCUACUCUCUGAGAGUGAACCUGAGUGUGGCCAUGGUGGACAUGCUCAACACCACGCAUCAGACCAACCACAGCGCCUCCGUGUGUCCCGCGCACCCCAGCCCAGCACGGCCCAAAAACAACCACACGGCUAAUGUCUACAACUGGGACUCUGAGACUCAGGGCUGGAUCCUGGGCUCCUUCUUCUACGGCUACAUUCUGACCCAGAUCCCUGGCGGCUACAUGGCCGGCCGCUUCGGAGCCAAGUGGCUGAUGGGUUUUGGGAUCCUAGGAACUGCAGUUUUCACACUUCUGACACCCUUGGCUGCUGAUCUUGGGGCAAGCUACCUGAUAGCUGUGCGGGUGCUGGAAGGGAUCGGAGAGGGUGUUUCCUUUCCUGCCAUGUACACCAUGUGGGCAGCGUGGGCCCCCCCGCUGGAGAGGAGCCGCCUGCUCACCAUUUCAUACCUCGGCGCUCAGCUGGGGACGGUGAUCUCCCUCCCUGUAUCGGGUCAGAUCUGCUUCUACCUGGGCUGGACCUAUGUCUUCUACAUAUUUGGUAUCAUUGGGCUGGUGUGGUUCGUCCUCUGGGCGUUUUUUGUCUUCGACAGUCCAAACACUCAUCCGCGCAUAUCGGAGCGGGAGAGACUCUACAUAACCAACUCGCUCAAGAACGAGCUGUCCCCCUCGGCGGGCUUCAUCCCCUGGCGAGCCAUUUUGACGUCGCGGCCGCUCCUGGCCAUCGUUGUGGCUCACUUCUCCUACAACUGGACCUUCUACACGCUCCUCACUCUGCUGCCCACCUACAUGAACGACAUACUGGGAUUCAGCAUCCAGCAGAACGGGAUGCUGUCGGCUCUGCCGUAUGUCGGCUGUGCUUUGUUCGCCGUGGUGAGCGGGCAGAUCGCCGACUACCUGCGUGAAACCUGCCUGUACCCGACCGUCACCGUCAGGAAGUGCUUUUCCCUCGUUGGCAUGAUCGGUCCGGCCCUGUUCCUGGUGGCAGCGGGUUUCAUCGGCUGCGAUUACACUUUAGCCGUCACUUUCCUCACCCUCUCCUCCUCUCUGGGUGGAGUGUCGGCCUCUGGCUUCAACAUCAACCACCUCGACAUCGCUCCUUCGUACGCAGGAAUUCUGCUGGGAAUCACCAACACUUUUGCCACCAUUCCUGGCAUGGUGGGACCGGUCAUUGCAAGAGCGCUCACUCAACACAACACCAUCGCAGAAUGGCAGGUGGUCUUCUACAUCGCUGCAGCCAUCAACGUGGUCGGGGCGUUGUUCUACUCUGUGUUUGGCCGAGGGACGGUGCAGCCGUGGGCCGUCAGCGAGGUCUACCCCCACGGAGACUGAGCCAGGAACUCGUUUCCUUUCCACAGACGGCUGCAAACGUGCAGCAAACCCGAAUUUUACACUCAAAUGCUUCAAUCUACUUUAAAGUUUUAUGUUUUAAUCAAACCCCACAGUUGAGCUCUUUUUUUAUUAUCUGUGGUAAUCAAAAUGAAUUGAGUGAAGUUUUUUGGCACUUCUGUAUAUAAAGAGAACGCAAACUGUUUGCAUCUUUUACCAAAAGUGCCGGAAAAUGUUUUCCCUCAACACGCACAAAUGAUGGACACGCCUUAAAAGAAAACAGUUCUGAUUUUUAAAUUCCAGUUUUUAUGUAAGGGAAUUGAUUUUGUCAAGUUUAUUUUGUAUUUCUAAACCUUCAGCUAUUAUUUUUUACCUCACUGAUGGAUAAAAAGGGAAUCCUGCAGCAGGUUUUGCACUUUUUGUCUCAACUCAGGUGUUGAAUCUGUACCAUUUCUGUCGGCAAGUGUCGUGGUCACCGUGGAUCGUGACGUAAACUUGUGCCUUAAUUUUUAGAUUUACAAGGGAUCGGACAUUCCAGCUCUGUAGCUUCAUUCUGUUGAAAAUACUUCAGUUACUGUUUACAACUUACAAGGGAUUUGUGUCAGAUAAGCUGAGUCAUUUUUGUUUCCGUAAAUGUUCUAAAACACAAAAUGUAAAUACAUCUAUAAGCAAAUGAA